AUGGCGGCGGCCGCGCGGGCUCCAGGCUGGACAUCCAGGCUAGUCCUGCUGCUCCUGCUGCUGCUGCCGCCGCCCGCCGUGAGCCCCGUUCGGGAGCCCCGCGCCGCGGCCCGGCUCAGCCUGCACCCGCCCUACUUCAACCUGGCCGAGGCGGCGAGGAUUUGGGCCACCGCCACCUGCGGAGAGCGGGAACCGGGCGGCGCGCGGCCCCGGCCCCGGCCCGAGCUCUACUGCAAGUUGGUGGGGGGCCCCACCGCCCCGGGCAGCGGCCACACCAUCCAGGGCCAGUUCUGUGACUAUUGCAAUUCUGAGGACCCCAGGAAAGCACAUCCAGUCACCAACGCAAUUGAUGGAUCCGAGCGAUGGUGGCAAAGUCCCCCUCUCUCCUCGGGCACACAGUACAACAAAGUCAAUGUCACCUUGGAUCUAGGGCAGCUUUUCCAUGUGGCCUAUCUUAUCAUCAAAUUUGCAAAUUCUCCUCGCCCUGAUCUUUGGGUCUUAGAAAGAUCUGUAGACUUUGGAAGCACCUACUCACCUUGGCAAUAUUUUGCUCACUCUAAAAUAGAUUGUUUGGAGCGAUUUGGGCAGGAGGCAAAUAUGGCUAUCACCCGAGAUGACGAUGUACUUUGUACUACUGAAUAUUCCCGGAUUGUACCUUUGGAAAAUGGUGAGGUUGUAGUGUCCUUGAUAAAUGGUCGACCAGGUGCAAAAAAUUUUACUUUCUCUCACACCCUGAGGGAGUUCACCAAAGCUACAAACAUCCGCCUAUGUUUUCUCCGAACCAAUACCCUUCUUGGACACCUCAUCUCCAAAGCACAGAGAGAUCCAACUGUCACUCGGCGGUAUUAUUACAGCAUAAAGGAUAUCAGCAUUGGUGGGCGAUGUGUUUGCAAUGGCCAUGCCCAAGAAUGCAAUGCAAACAAUCCUGAAAAAUUGUUUCGGUGUGAAUGCCAGCACCACACCUGUGGGAGGACGUGUGAUCGCUGUUGUGCUGGGUACAACCAGAGGCGCUGGCGACCCGCCACGUGGGAGCAGAGCAAUGAGUGUGAAGCAUGCAACUGCCAUGGUCACGCCUUCGACUGUUACUAUGAUCCAGAUGUUGAGAGGCAGCAGGCCAGCUUGAAUAUCCACGGCAUCUAUGCGGGUGGAGGGGUCUGCAUUAAUUGUCAGCAUAACACAGCUGGUAUAAACUGUGAAAACUGUGCUGAAGGUUUCUACCGCCCCUAUGGUGUUCCAGUCGACGCCCCUCACGGCUGCAUCCGUAAGUUUCAUUUUUGACUUGGAAUGUCUUGGACGGUCUGUACUGUACUGUUUCAGGGCGCUCAUUGGGCUAAACUCUGA
This is a messenger RNA of Callorhinus ursinus (northern fur seal), 1341 nucleotides long. NCBI's taxonomy places the organism in Eukaryota, Metazoa, Chordata, Mammalia, Carnivora, Otariidae. The record is from RefSeq and is a predicted model, not a curated record.